GCCUUACCAAUUGUCACUUCUUCGAGGUCACUCUACUUCCGACAAGUUUCGUUCGACGAGUCGUAAUGCCUCCUACUCGAAAGCGUCGCGCUCCAGCCAACGAGGAUCCAGAGGACUCCGAUGCAGAAGUCAGACAACCACAACGACGUAGAGUUUCGGAUCUCGAAGAGGAUGACUUUGCUGGUGGAGACGCCAGCAUCAUCCAAGGCGAUGGCAACUUUGAUGCCAUGGUCAAGAACAUGGUCCGCCUAGCUCUCGCAUGCGAAUACUCCAGGACACCGAUAAGACGUGCCGAUAUCACUGCCAAAAUUCUGGGAACAAAUGCUCGGCAAUUCAAAGCAGUCUUUACCGAAGCUCAAACCCAACUUCGCGGAACUUUUGGCAUGGAAAUGACCGAGCUACCGCUCCGAGAAAAGGUCACCCUUGCACAACGCAGAGCGGCGCAGAAAUCACAGACUACACAAAAGAGCAGCGGAUCCUGGGUCCUGACUUCCGUGCUACCUCAACGAUUUCGCCAGCCUGAGAUCCUGCCUCCACCACAAGCACCUACACAUGAUUUGGAGUCACAAUACACUGGAUUAUACACAUUCGUGGUAUCCCUCAUUUUCCUGAACGGAGGCAUGCUGCCAGACGCCAAGCUAGAGCGAUACCUCAAGAGAGCAAAUGUGGAAGACACAGCGGCUCAGAACAGUGUCAACAUCAUGGUUAGCGGACAAGACAAGACGGAAAAACUGCUCAGGCGUAUGGAGAAGGAUGCAUACAUUAUCAAAAUCAAGGACAACUCGAGUGGAGAAGAGGCGGUCGAAUGGAUAGUCGGACCUCGUGGCAAGACGGAGAUUGGUGAUACUGGAGUCAGAGGAAUGGUCAGACAAGUCUACGGAGAGGUGGAUGAUCCAGUCGAACUGGAAAGAAUGCUGGAACGCAGUCUGGGUGCUAACGAAGCGCCAAAGAGACGAGAGGAAGCAGCACAAUCGCAAAAGAAGGGUAGACGUCGCAGGACAGCGGCUCGAGAUGGAGGAGAUAGUAGCGAUGAAAGCAGCGGCUCGAACUGAGGAACAAGCUGAUGUUCUCGCUUGACAGUGGAUGGAAGCAGCAGUAAACAAAUCGCUUCUUGAAGAUAUCAUGAGUUAUGACAGAAUAUGCAUCUCAAAUGCAAUUAUGCAACCCCAC
Molecule: messenger RNA, 1170 nt
Organism: Aureobasidium pullulans EXF-150
Lineage: Eukaryota; Fungi; Ascomycota; Dothideomycetes; Dothideales; Saccotheciaceae
Product: MAGE-domain-containing protein
Exons: 2
Coding region: 66-1052 (328 amino acids)
Biological process (GO): DNA repair
Cellular component (GO): nucleus
Source: RefSeq, a predicted model, not a curated record